Molecule: messenger RNA, 1851 nt
Organism: Penicillium chermesinum
Lineage: Eukaryota; Fungi; Ascomycota; Eurotiomycetes; Eurotiales; Aspergillaceae
Product: transcriptional regulator family TF
Exons: 3
Coding region: 1-1851 (616 amino acids)
Biological process (GO): DNA-templated transcription
Cellular component (GO): nucleus
Molecular function (GO): zinc ion binding; DNA-binding transcription factor activity, RNA polymerase II-specific; DNA binding
Source: RefSeq, a predicted model, not a curated record
AUGCAGAGCGAAGAACGGCCCUACAAGUCCCAUGUGAAGCCCGCGUGUCUGCCUUGCAGGCGACGCAAAUCUCGCUGUAAACUCGAGCCAACCACCACGGCAUGUCUUAUGUGUCGAGCCCAUGGGACUGAAUGCUCGUUCCCGGCAGAGAAGCGUCGAAAAACGGCUCCUCGAACUCCGAGAAGACGGAAUUAUGAAGGAAACGCUAGCGCUUCAGAAACACCUGUUCCGGGCACUGAAACUGCAUUAGCACCUGACAUUGGGGUCUUGCGGAAUGCAUCCUCCCGGAAUCAUCCUUUUUCAAGCCCAACCGUCAGGAAUAUGCAUCAGCCUGCUCGUUCGGAGUGGGGCCCGCCACCAGGUGCACAAGAAACGCCUCUUUCUUUGGAAGCAGAGGACGACAAUCCCCACAUAGUCGGCCCGGCCGUCGUGGAUGAUAGUCAUGUCCUGGCAGACUACCUCUCCGGAUUCUCUGGGAGCCGCGGAAUUCGGUCUAUACAACCGAUACAGCCAGGGUGCUCAUCGCCCAUAGUCUUUACGAAAGUGCAGAAGCGACCAGUGGGGAUAAUGCUCAACUCCAAUCCGGCGUUGCAUAAGCUCCAGAUUGUUGAGAAACUAAUUGAGCCCUGGUCAUCUCACAUGGUCGACCUUUAUUUCCAGAAGAUAAACAAUUGCUUCCCUCUUCUUGAUGAAGCCAAUUUUCGGUCGCAGUAUGCUAAUGCAAAAGACCGCAUUUCACCGGCUCUCCUGGCCAAUCUGUACGGGCAUAUGGUGGCUUUCUGGAGAUGCCAUGAUGAGCUGUCACAGGCGCGCCGCCCUGACGACCGAUUCAUUUGGAAUAUUGCUGGAGAAACGAUUUUCUCGGAGCUACACCUGUCGCCUGGCAUAUCUACAAUAACUGCGAUCCUUCUCAAUCUUGGGGGUCGACCGACCACCUCGAUGAUUGGCAAUGGGAUCAUCUUGGGAUCAGCAAUGGCACUCUGCUACGCUCUGGGCUUGAAUCGUAACCCGCUUCCAUGGGAUAUCCCGCUAUCUGAAAAGCAGCAAAGGAUGAAACGCGCACAAUCUGAUGUUCCACUCCCAACAAUAGAGCUACUACAAGCUAGCAAUGAGGGAAGCCCAACCAGAGCGUUAGAGGUCUUCAUCGCACUGGUGAACCUGACGACUGUGCUUGAUCACUGUCUUGAAUACGUGUACAACAUUAAUUCGGAGGGCCCCACGAAGAACUUGGACCUAGAACUCAAUCGAUGGAUUGAAAGCCUCACGGGAAAUGUCCGCAAGAUCAUUAUCCGCGGCACAUGUCUCGAAAUACCAGGGGCAUCCAACCUGCGCUUAGCCUACCUGGUAAUCAAGCUCCUCUUACGGCGCUUUGAGCUCGAUCGAGAGAGGCAACGGCCAGAUCAUGAUCCAGAGGACCUGGCAAACUACCUGAUUGCUGCGCGAAGAAGUGCAGAAGAUAUUGUUGUCCUCGUGCAAGAGCUCGAGGACUGGCAAUUAGCAGAUUUCUGGCUUCCUAUUGCGUCUUUCACAUUUGUCACAACCGUCACAUUCUUAAUUCGCUGCGCACUGGAAACCGACCAGAGCUCAACCGGGCUUGCCCAAAGUCCGUCUCUUCUGAUGGCACGCGAUUUCCUCAACUCGCUAUCGCAACAUCAACGAAGGGUUGGCUGGGAUCUAGCAGAUUUAUGCCUUGCGCAGCAUUCUGAGGUUGUCAACAAGCUGUUGACUUCGGUACCAGUGGAUCAUGCGUUUAAUGAUGCCAACAUCGAGACUCGACAACCAUUCAUGCCGGACAUGGCAUUCAUUGACACGAUGUUUCCCAGCAUAUGGGAUACGUUGCAAAGCAUGUAA